AGUGCUCCCCUCGCAUAAAAUGUCUUCCGGGAUUCUGCUUGCAUUUGGGAGUGAGAAGCAGACGCGAAAAUCAGUCGUUGAAAACAUCAUUAAUUCUUCGUCUUACCUCUAACUUGUUAAAUCUAAAAGAAGAUGUCUUCUUUAAAAGAAUUUGCUAAGUCUGAUUUUGACCCUGAGCAGCACGUGGAGCAGCUUGCCUGGCGUGUUUUAGGAGGGGACACCAGGGAUGGUCCAGGCAGCUUUGAUCCUAAGAAGAUGCUCAAUGCAUUUGUGUGUACCAUUGAGGAGCUGAAGCUAAGCUCUGCCAGGGUAGAGGAGAAGAUCACAAAGCUGGAACAUGGUAUGAAGACUGAGAUGAAGCAGCAUGCUAAACGUAUCUCACAGCUUCAGGAUCAUAAUAAGCUAGCCUUCCUAAAUUUUCAAGAGCUGGAUGAGCGUAUCAACAGUGUAGCAACCAAGGUGGUUCAUCUAGGAGACCAGUUAGAGGGUGUGAACACACCCAGGUCAAGGGCAGAGGAAGCACUCAAGCUCAUCCAAUAUUUUGCAGAUUUCAUGGAUGAUUUUGGACCAACUGCUGAUAUCUUCAAUGAUCCAGAAAAGUACCAAGAAGCUGCUGAUGUAAUACAGAAGCUACAACUGAUUGCCCAAGAAUUACCACAAGAUCAAUUUGAUAAGCCAAAGAAAAAGAUUCAAGAGAAAUAUAAUCAGAUAGAGGAGGAUCUAAUCCAAGAUUUCAGACAUUACUUCCAAGAAGCUGACAUUGAGAGAAUGAAAGAAUUAGCAAGUAUUCUCAUUCAUUUUAAGGGUUACAAUCGAUGUGUGGAUGCUUUCAUUGAGGAAAGUCAGAUGAACUGUUUCAUUCUUCAAGACGUAUGUGAAGAUCUGCUUCCACUGUGCAAGAAGGUUAAUGCCUUAAUUCAUGAUGUAUUCAGUAGUCCUGAGAGCGUGAUGGGGAGGUUUGUGGUUAACCUUUAUGAAGAUAAGUUACAGACACAUGUGAAGGGCAAACUAGCUGACAAGAAUGAUUUAGAACACUAUCUAAAAAACCUGCAACAUUUGUAUGUGAGGACAGAUAGGCUAACAAGUGCCCUGGCUGAAUACCGUCUAGGAUCCGAUGCCCAUCUCCUCAGCCGUCUGACUAAGAAGAUCUUUGGAGCAUACCUUAACAAGUACAAUGUCGCAGAGACCAAACAUCUCAAAGAAAAGAUGGCAGAACAUCUUGAUAUGUAUUAUAAGGGUCUUGGUCACACCAAGAAAGGUCCACAGCCUGUUGACAGAUUUCAAGACCUUCAGAACAAGAUCAGGACCAAGGCUCCACUGAACAUCGUAGGAGCAGCUCCAGUGGCGGACUACAAAGGAGAGACUUUCCUAUCACAAGAAUUGGCCCUGAAUCUCCUCUAUGAAGCCAAAAUGAGCUUUACUAGAUGUCAACUGCUGUCAAACCAAUCCAACCUUGCCAAGAAUGCCUAUGAUAUAUUCUGUAUCCUGAUUGACUUCAUGUGCAAUGAGCACAUUGACUAUGCCCUGGAGCUUGGUCUGACGGGAGUACCAAUGGGUGAACCUCGAGCCCCUCCUGCAAGCUACUUCUUUGAGAUUGUCUGCCAGGCCAAUGCCAUCUUCCAUCUUCUAGAAAAGCAGUUCAGUGACAUCUUGGUUCCUCUCAUUAGUUCCACUGAGCAGCACACAGAGUGUGUAGCAAAGAAGAAAACUUUGAUGGAGCAAAUGGAAGGGAAGCUAGAAAUAGGAGUGGACAGGUUAUUAAAUGCCAUCUGUGGAUGGCUCAAGCACCUGCUAUCAACUGAGCAGAAGAAGACUGACUUUAGACCCGAGGCAGAGGCUGGGAUGAUGACACCAUUCUCUCCAGCUUGUGCUAAAGUGAUUUCCUACAUGGAAAAGCAGGUUGAAACCAUCAAGAGAUGCAUGGAUGGCAAGAACAUCAACUCAACAUUGGCAGAGCUUGGUAUACGAUUCCAUAGAGUUGUCUAUGAUCAUCUUCAACAAUUCUCCUAUAACUCAAUGGGUGCAAUGCUAGUAAUCUGUGAUGUCAAUGAAUACAGAAGACUAGUCAAGAAUUUCAAGGUCCCAGUGGUUAACACACUGUUUGAGAUGCUCCAUGCCCUGUGUAACCUGUUAGUCGUAGCUCCAGAGAAUCUUAGACAAGUCAUCACAGGAGAACAGCUGGCUGGAUUAGACAAGUCAGUGGUUAUGUCUUUUGUCCAAUUGAGAUCUGACUUCAAGACAGCAAAGAUUGCCCAGCUCCUGAGAUAGCAACAUCCUUGAUGACUAUGACAUAGAUUAUACCUGACUGCUUCUUCUGAGCUUCAGCAUUCUCUUUAGCAUUUCCUAAAGAGCUCAGCGCCUGAGAUAGCAACAUUCUUGAUGACAACAGCAUUUAUUUUGGCAAGUUUCUUUAGAUCUUCAGGGUACUCUCUAUGCUUUCCUGAAGAACCCUGCUCCUGAGAUAUCACCAUCAUUGAUGACUAUAAUGUGGACUGUACCAGGCUUCAUCUGAGCACCAGCAUUCUCUGAAGUCUUUCCUGAAGAACCCAUCGCCGAGAUAGCAACAUUCUAGAUGACAGUAACAAGAUUAUAGCUGUCUUAUUCUCCUGAGCUUGUGUGCAUUCUCAGUAGCCUUUCCUGAAGAACAAUUUGUAUUAACUAGGUCUACAAGCAGUUAGUCUACUUCUCAGAUAGUCUUAUACCAUAGAGCUAAAUCUAUUUGAGAUAAUCUUUGUAGAUUUGCAUGGUGGAGUUUAUAACGAGGAGAAGGUUUACGGUUCACCAUGUGUAAUAUGAAGAAGAGAAGGAAAUACAGGCAGAAAGAUUGAAAUAGAAAGACGAGAAAGGAUGAAAUGAGGAGAGAGUACCCCGCGCUCGUUUAACAUCCUUCACUCCCGAAGACGGACAGUCAACCUGCCCGAAUCGUUGAGUAACCUCUCUUCACUUCAUCCUGCUACUACUCAAACCAUCGCUACUCAAGCUAUAUUCAGCUCAUCUCAUCUGGUUUACAGUCCUUUUCAGGACUUUACUCACUUUCAAGAAAAGAAUACUUCUAUUUUCCUCUUUUCAUCCUAUCUCGUCUUUCCAUUUCGAUCUUUCUGCCUGUAUUUCCUUCCCUUCUUCAUGGUGAACCGUAAACCUUCUCCACGUUAUAUCCAUUUGGUUUUAUAAUGUCAAUUUGGUCUAGUUGCUGUUUAGUCCAAUACCCACUUAAUCUCAUUCCCAUUAGGCCUUUAUGCCCAGUUGGUCUACUUUCCUCUGUGUCUUCCUAUUAUUAUUUUUUUUUACUUUGUCAGAUUAAUUUUUUUCAUAAACAGUUCAUACAAGCAUAUAGACAUUGCGGUUUUAGGCCAGUGGAUGUAGGAUGAAAUGUGUAUACAUUAUCUUAACUGGAAAUUGGACAAAAUGGUAAGUGGGCUAAAUGGCCAUUAGCCAAAUGUUUAUGAGACAAACUGGCCACAGACACAGCAGGAUUAGACCAUGGGAGAUGAAAGCAGAUGGAAAAUAGAAGAAGCAGGUUUGAACCAUGGGGAAAGUUACCUUAAGAAUUCAUCUCCUGAGAUAGUAAAAUCUUUGAUGACAUAGUUUAUACCUGGCUUCUUCUGAUCUUCAGCAUGCUCUGUAACCUUUCUUGAAGAUGUUGAUGACACAAAGACUUGCAGGACAUGUGUCGUCAUGUUAAUUGUCUUCAGGAUGUGAUCAGAUAUAGCCACAGACUGCAUAUGAAAUAUAUUUAUUAACACAAGUAUUAACCUGAAAAAUUCAAAUUGUCCUGUGAAAACCAUAUGCACUAUCAACAUGUUAUUUCAUCUUUUUGGAUGAAGACAAACUAGCGUUGUGCUAAUAAAAUUAAGUUCUUUAAUAAAUGUGAGUCAAUGUUCAUCAUGCUUUAGAUCAUUGUUUGUUUCAAAAGUCAUAUAAAUGAAAAAAGGUUGAAUAGUGUAUUACCUUUUAUACAAAUUGAAAAUAUGUACACCUUUGUCGAACAUAUGUGGAAUUAUGGAAUCAUUCUGCCAUUUGCAAUUUUUUUCGUCAUUCCAUUUAGAUAAUUGUGAUAACAUUUAAGAACUGUGUUGUUGAAGUUUGUAAUCAAAAGAAAAUUAAAUUGUAACAGAUCUUGGUGUGUUUCACCCAGAUUUGAGAGUGAUUACAAUUCAUAUUUGAAUUCACAAUUACUCAAGGUAAGCAAUGCAUUGCUGUAUUGGACAGAUUAUGAGAUUAUGAGAUGGGUCUACUAAUUAAAAAUGAGAUUAAUAUUGAAUAUCACAGGGAUGUUGGAAACUUAUGUACGACUUCUAUCUAGACUUCAUUCUUUGUGAAACACCUCCCUGAUCAAAAUUUUUGUUGAAAUCUAAGAACAUAUUCAGGAUAAAACUAUGGAGUGAUUAACGAUACAGUGAUGCUUAAUAGAUUAAUAUAAGAAUUAAUGAUUCAUAUAGCGAAAAAUGUCGGUCUUGAACAAAAUUCCAUAGUAUAUCCCUUUGAUCCACUAUGUGCAAAGAUAAUAUUUACUCAUUGAAGGUCAGUUGUGUUCCCUUCCACUUUAUAUACAAGGUUUGUGCCAUAAUCUAUGCAAAAUAGGAACUAGGCAGAGUUACUCAAACUAAGAAUUAUUGAUGAUUUAUCAUAAAUUAAUCACAAAUACAAUAUAUGUGACCUAUCAUUCAUCAGAUGAUUCCUAAUCCUGACAUGAGUGAGUAAAAACAAUUUGAAGUAAGGAUACAAAAAUGUCAUUUGGAAGAUUUUUUAAGAAAAUCAUGUCUAAACAGUUUAAUAUCUUCUUUUAAUUCAAACGAAGAAAAUGGUUAAGAAAUAACACAUUCUGUUUAAGAAUAGUGCUUGAAUUUCAAUACUUUUAUUGAAUGAGGAUGUUUUACAGGCGAGCUGUCAGACUUUCACAUUGUUUGGUUUUUGUUAUUGAUCAGCCAUACUUGAAGUCUUUUGUUAACAGUACAAUAACCUAUGACAGGGAAUCCAUUUCACAUUUGUUGAUGAAAUUGAGGAAAUACAAGCAGUAUCUUAGAGAAAAGAACUGUUUUUUCUUGACCUUUUCUUUGAUUUAGGUAUCAAAUAAAAGGGCAGAUAUCAACAAUUUUAAACAUGAGGCUUUUUUUAAAAUCCAGAUACCAGUUGUCAUCUGACUUUUUGGUAUUUUUUCUUCAUAUUGUUUUUACUCAUUUGUGUGCGAAUGAGAAAUCAUCUAAGUUAUACUUAUACUAUAUAAAAGAGGAGACUCGUCAUUUGUGUAAGUAAUAACAGGUCAUCAAAAUUUGUGGUUUUAUUUUCCUGGGAUGCAAUGUAUAUCUAUAAGAUCAUUAACUUAAGUUUGCUAUGUUUCUUAAUCUACCCAUACAUGUGUAUCCAUGAUGAUAUGGAUUAUAUCACUCAAAAGAAAAACAUAAAUUUACAUCAAGAAAUUUAAUCUUAAAUUGACCAGUUGGGAGGGGUCAAUUAUUCUCCCCCCCAAAAAAAAAAUGUGACCAUACAAGUAUUUACAAAUUUUUGACCACACCACUUUACUUUCAAGUCUUACACAUUGCAUGCAUCUUUGGGUGUGUUUUGGACUGGUAUGAUCUCAAUGUUGAUUAUAGUUGAACCCCCCUCUUCCUUUUUUAGCUCAAAGGGCCAGAUGAGCUUAUGCCGUGGCGUGGCGUCCGUCGACAAUUUCAAAAUGCUUCUUCUUCGCCAUUUCAAGUCCGAUUUCAAUUCUGUUUGCUUUAUAUGAUAGCACUAGGUGGGGGAUUCAAAACUUCUUCACAGAAUUUUGAAACUCAUUAAAUAUGCUAAUUAUGCACGUUUUUCAAAAUUC
Lytechinus pictus (painted urchin) is the source of this 5809-nucleotide messenger RNA. Its product is annotated as exocyst complex component 5-like. Gene Ontology annotation, biological process: Golgi to plasma membrane transport; exocytosis. The coding region runs from base 133 to 2268 and encodes 711 amino acids. Lineage: Eukaryota; Metazoa; Echinodermata; Echinoidea; Temnopleuroida; Toxopneustidae. The record is from RefSeq and is a predicted model, not a curated record. The transcript is spliced from 19 exons. Gene Ontology annotation, cellular component: cytoplasm; exocyst.